Molecule: messenger RNA, 1864 nt
Organism: Papilio polytes (common Mormon)
Lineage: Eukaryota; Metazoa; Arthropoda; Insecta; Lepidoptera; Papilionidae
Product: esterase E4-like
Exons: 3
Coding region: 107-1843 (578 amino acids)
Source: RefSeq, a predicted model, not a curated record
UUAUACAGUUUAUCUAUAGGACACGUCAGUAGUAAGGAUUACAAGAAUGUAUUAAAUAAACAACUAAAUUAUAUUAUAUCUAAAUAACCAGCUUGUAGACAUUAUAAUGAAUUUAAUAAUUUUAGUGAUUCUUUUUUGUAUUACAAUAACAUAUGCUAAUGUAAUAGUGGAAACUAAGUUAGGUAAAGUGGCCGGUAAGAGAGUGGAUUCAAUUAUUCCAAAUGAGAAAUAUUAUUCUUUCUUAGGCAUACCGUAUGCUGAACCACCAGUUGGUGAACUAAGAUUCAAGUCUCCAAAACCUCAUCAAGGAUGGACUGGUGUUCUAGAAGCAAAAAAGGAACGAAAAGCAUGUCCACAAUUCUAUUUACCAGUCAGAUCAACAAAAAAAAUUGGUUUCUUCGGUAACGAAGAUUGUUUACAUCUGAGUAUUCACACGCCCAACGUCCCUGAACAAAGUCAAAAUCUUCCCACAAUUGUGUUUUUAUACAAUGAACAGUUUCGUAUAUCCUUCAAUGGUACAAAGGAUUAUAACCCAGACUUUUUUAUGAAAGAAAAUGUCAUUCUUGUAACGCUUCACCACAGAAUAGGAGCACUCGGUUUCCUUGCAUUUGGAGACGAUGUACUUCCUGGGAAUUACGGUCUUCGGGAUGUUUUAUUAGCUCUAAAAUGGAUUCAAGAAAAUAUAAAAAGUUUCGGCGGAGAUCCAUCGAAAGUAACAUUAAUGGGCAGUCAAGGUGGUGGAGCUAUCGCCGAUAUACUUCUGCAAUCUCCUAAAGCUGAAGGCUUAUUCAGUGGUGUUAUUUUACAAAGUGGAUCUUCAUGGGACCCGAUUUACUUAGAUACGAAUCCCAGUAAAAAAGCAAAAGGUCUCGGUGAAGAGUUAAAAGAAACCGUAACCACAAGUUCUUAUUUCUUAAAACGUUUGGCGGAUUUCUCAGCACAAAUUUUAGCGGAAUCUGAACAUUUAUCUGUACAUGCAGAUGAUGCACGAGCUGUACAAAGAGGAUUGGUUGCUUUUGGGCCGAGUGUUGAACCUAAUCAUCCGGACGCGUUGAUCACAGCUCUACCCGAGGAUACGAAUUUUAAAAUAAAUGUACCUGUCAUGAUAGGUUAUAAUUCACGAGAAGGCAUAGAAAUGGGGGAGAGAAUCUUGCACAAGCCGCAGUAUCUGACAUUUGCUGAUAGAGAUUUCCUCUUCAUGUUACCUAUAAGGGUUAAAUUCCAUUUUCAAAUCAAUGACCAUGUUUAUUACGAUGCUAUCGAAAAAAUUAAAGAUUUUUACUUUGACGAAGGAUAUAUAAAAGUUAGUAAGCCUGGAGAGUUUUUGUCUUAUUUGAAUGAUAUAAGUAUUUUUUAUAAUACUGAUUAUGCUGUUAGGAAGUAUACGAAUAUUUCGAGUUUCCCAGUAUAUUAUUAUGUUUUUGACUACAGUGGAGAAUUGAAUAUGAGAAAGAAGGCAUCACUUCAAAAUGCUGUCAAUCUAGACGAAACCUGGGGAGCUUCGACAGCGGAUGAAUUAUGUUAUCUAUUUAUAUGCAAUCCUAGAAAUGUUUACAAAAAAUUACUCGAAGACGAAGACUCAGAAGAAAUUAAAGUUUUAACUAACAUGGUUAAGAUGUGGACGAACUUUGCUAAAACUGGGAAUCCUACACCACCAGGAGAAAACUUUACGUGGAAACCGGCGACAAAAGAAAGUAAAGAAUGUCUUGUUAUUAGUGAUGAGCUUGAAAUGAAGACUAACAUAAACGAAGAUAUCGUGAAUUUCUGGGAUGAAUUCAUAUCAACAUACAGCGAACGAGCAAUCGAUAAUGUUAUAAAAGACGAAUUAAAAGAUGAAUUGUAACAAUACACAAUAUGUUUUGUA